UAACUUCAUUGCGUUCACGGUGAAAACAUGUUAAAAAUAGUGCAGUAAAUUCGGAUAACAUUUAAAGUGAAGCUGAGAGCUAUUAAUUCGUAAUGGCCCAUCACUAUGUGGUGACGGCACACAAGCCGACAGCAAUAACAGCAUGCGUUACAGGCAACUUUACGUCGCCGCAAGACUUAAACUUAAUUGUCGCGAAAAAUACGCGUCUCGAAAUAUAUUUGGUUACACCAGAGGGUCUGAGGCCCAUAAAGGAAAUUGGUUUAUAUGGCAAGGUAGCUGUUAUGAAGCUAUUCAGGCCACAGCAUGAGAAGAAGGACUUGCUUUUUAUCGUUACAUUACGUUACAAUGCCAUGAUCUUGGAGUGCUUGAAUAAUGGGGAGAACAUUGAAAUUCUUACAAAAGCUUAUGGUAAUGUUGCAGAUCGUAUUGGUAAACCUUCAGAAACUGGUAUCUUGGCCGUGAUUGACCCAAAAUCUCGUUUUAUUGGUCUCAGACUAUACGAUGGUCUCUUUAAAAUAAUUCCUCUGGAUAAAGACAACUAUGAAUUGAAAGCAACCAACUUCAAAAUGGAAGAGUUGCAGGUGUAUGAUGUUGAGUUUCUCCAUGGGUGUGCUAACCCAACACUUAUUCUCAUUCAUCAAGAUGUAAAUGGGAGACAUGUUAAAACCCAUGAAAUAUCCUGGAGGGAAAAAGAAUUUGUCAAAAUUCCGUGGAGACAAGACAAUGUCGAAACUGAGGCCUCUAUUAUAAUACCAGUACCAUCUCCUCUUGGAGGGGCCAUUAUAAUUGGCCAAGAAAGUAUUUUAUAUCAUGAUGGUAUCACAUCAGUUGUUGUAGCACCACCAGUUAUCAAGCAAAGCACUAUUGUAUGUUAUGCAAAAGUAGACCCUGGAGGUUUGAGAUAUUUGUUAGGAGAUAUGGCUGGGCACUUAUUUAUGUUGUUUUUGGAAACAGAAACUAAAGGGGAAACUAAUGAAGUGGUGAAAGACAUAAAAGUUGAAAUGCUUGGAGAAAUUGUUACGCCGGAAUGUAUAACUUAUUUGGACAACGGCGUUCUGUUUAUUGGUUCUCGCCUGGGCGACUCGCAACUCAUAAAGUUGAACACAAAGGCGGAUGAAUACGGUUCUUAUGUGACUGUUAUGGAAUCGUUCACGAAUCUUGCGCCAAUCAUAGACAUGUGCGUUGUGGAUUUGGAGCGCCAGGGUCAAGGACAAUUGGUCACUUGUUCGGGUGCUUUCAAGGAAGGUUCAUUGCGUAUAAUUCGCAACGGAAUUGGCAUUCAGGAGCAUGCAUCCAUCGACUUGCCCAGCAUCAAGGGCAUGUGGGCGAUACAAGUUGCUUCCGCCGGAACGUUAGAUAAUACACUUGUAUUAGCUUUUGUGGAACAAACACGCGUGUUGAGCCUGAACGGCGAGGAGGUGGAGGAGACAGAUAUACCUGGGUUUGCUGCAGAUUUGCAGACCUUCUAUUGUGGCAAUGUCGUUCACGACCAAAUAAUUCAAAUCACUUCGGUGUCGGCCCGUUUAGUGUCUGCCCAAAAUAAAACUUUGCUUGCAGAGUGGAAGCCACCAACAGAUUCAAUCAUAAGCGUUGUCGCAUGCAAUCAAACUCAGAUCGCCGUAUCAACGGGAUCUGAUCUCUACUACAUUGAAAUCCACCCUAACGAGCUAAUUCUUAAAGGACUUACCACAUUGGAUGUGGAAAUUGCAUGCCUUGAUAUCAGUCCUCUAGGCGAAGGAAAGCAAAGGUCUGACGUGGUGGCAGUGGGUCUGUGGACCGACAUAUCGGUAAGAAUCUUGCGUUUACCAGACUUGACUGAAGCCACAAAAGAAAUGCUGGGCGGUGAAAUUAUCCCACGAUCUGUGCUUAUGACGAACUUCGAGGGCCAGAAUUACUUGCUUUGUGCGCUAGGAGAUGGUUCCAUGUUCUAUUUCCUCUUCAACAACGAAAUUACAGCGUUGACCGAAAAGAAGAAAGUCACUUUAGGUACACAGCCCACCGUUUUAAAGACGUUCCGUUCGCUCAGUACCACAAAUGUAUUUGCAUGUUCGGAUAGACCCACAGUUAUUUAUUCGUCAAAUCAUAAAUUAGUAUUCUCCAAUGUUAAUAUGAAAGAAGUAAAUCAUAUGUGUUCACUUAACGCUGAAGCAUACCCAGACAGUUUAGCCCUCGCCACAGAUAAUUCAGUAACAAUAGGCACUAUUGAUGAAAUACAAAAAUUGCAUAUUCGAACAGUGCCCCUGCAAGAAUCGCCGAAACGCAUUGCCUAUCAGGAAGCGUCACAGACGUUCGGUGUUAUUACUUCCCGCAUCGACAUCCAAGACUCGACAGGUCUGAACCCGGCCCGUCAGAGUGCCUCCACUAUGACACAGUCAGUGACUGUCUCCAGCAGUGUUAGCAGCUUAGCGGUUAACAAGUCAAGCGGAGCUGGCGCCGCCAGUACCACUAGCAGUUUGGUCCCCGACUACGGACAAGAGGUUGAAAUCCAUAGUCUACUGAUCAUUGAUCAAAAUACCUUCGAAGUAUUGCACGCCCAUCAGCUGAUGCAACAGGAAUAUGCCAUGUCAUUGAUUUCUUGUCAACUUGGAACUGAUCACAACACCUAUUUUAUUAUAGGUACGGCCGUUGUAAAUCCGGAAGAGCCUGAACCAAAGCAGGGACGGUUGCUGGUGUUCCACUGGAAUGAAAACAAGCUAUUCCAAGUCUCUGAAAAAGAAAUUAAGGGUGCUUGUUACUCGCUGGCCGAGUUCAAUGGUAAAUUACUGGCUAGUAUAAACAGCACUGUCAGAUUGUUCGAGUGGACUGCCGAGAAGGAACUGCGAUUGGAAUGUUCCCAUUUCAAUAAUAUCAUCUCCUUAUUUUUAAAGACGAAAGGCGACUUUAUACUUAUUGGAGAUCUGAUGAGGAGCAUGACUCUCCUACAGUACAAAACGAUGGAGGGCAGUUUCGAAGAGAUUUCUCGUGAUUACAAUCCGAAUUGGAUGACGGCCAUUGAGAUCCUUGACGACGAUAUAUUCUUGGGCGCCGAAAAUAGCUAUAACCUCUUCGUAUGCCAGAAAGAUAGUGCUGCAACAACGGACGAGGAACGUGCCCAGAUGCAGGAAGUUGGACAGUUUCAUGUGGGCGACAUGAUAAAUGUCUUUAGACACGGUUCGCUGGUCAUGCAGAAUCUUGGCGAGUCUUCGACGCCCACUAGGGGAUGUGUUUUAUUCGGUACAGUUGGCGGAGCUAUUGGUUUGGUUACUCAAAUUCCGCAAAACUUCUACGAAUUCUUGCUCGAGUUGCAAACAAAAUUGUCGACGGUGAUCAAGUCGGUUGGAAAAAUUGAGCAUAGUUAUUGGAGGGCGUUUCACACAGACAUUAAAACUGAAGCGUGCGAAGGAUUUAUUGAUGGGGACUUGAUUGAAAGUUUUCUGGAUUUGUCCCAGGAGAAGAUGAAGGAGGUGGCUGAUGCUUGUCAGCAAGUAACUGUUGAGCACUUAGUGAAAAUGAUUGAGGAUUUGACUAGAAUACAUUAAUUUAGUAUCCCCGUUUUUGGGGAUCAUUUCAAUGUCAAUAUUCAAUUCAAUGAAACGAAUUCCUAUAAGGUUAUGUAUAUUAGAAAUAAAAAUGUUUCUUACUAA
Molecule: messenger RNA, 3623 nt
Organism: Aethina tumida (small hive beetle)
Lineage: Eukaryota; Metazoa; Arthropoda; Insecta; Coleoptera; Nitidulidae
Gene: pic
Product: DNA damage-binding protein 1
Exons: 12
Coding region: 93-3518 (1141 amino acids)
Biological process (GO): proteasome-mediated ubiquitin-dependent protein catabolic process; DNA repair
Cellular component (GO): site of double-strand break; nucleus
Molecular function (GO): nucleic acid binding; protein binding
Source: RefSeq, a predicted model, not a curated record